Molecule: messenger RNA, 2807 nt
Organism: Xylona heveae TC161
Lineage: Eukaryota; Fungi; Ascomycota; Xylonomycetes; Xylonales; Xylonaceae
Exons: 5
Coding region: 438-2732 (764 amino acids)
Source: RefSeq, a predicted model, not a curated record
AACCAAUUUGAUUGAAUGGCAAAGAUCACUCCGGCUUUUUAGACAUCCCCAUUAAUCAACCGCAUAAAAAUGAUUGGUCUACUUGGGUGCAAUUUCUUAGCGCAAUAUGACAUUUUCAAGUGGCGCAAAUUAGGUCUGAAAAUGGCCACCGAUAGUGCCAUUAUCUGACACUUCUAUCACUUGUUGGAAAUGAGGGUUGUGGGGGCUGAAAGUCGAGUGGGCGGUAUUAAGUACACAGGCAGGACCGCCUGCUGUGGGCUUGGACUCGAAGCUUGCAUUGAUGGAUUCCUUUCGCCAGGUGACAGUGUCUAGUAUGCUGUUUGGAUAAAUGGCAGCUGGAUGACAAGAAGUUGAAGGGCAUUCUGCCUUUGCAUCCUCCAAACACAGGGAUAUCGGUGCACGCGCAGGGUCCGUGUCUGCUGUGAUUCGUUACCAACAUGGCGGCUGGUUUGGGAAGAACACGACUGCCGCUCAUUCUCACGCUCCUCCUCCUUCUUCUCUACUCGCGAUGUGGUCUUGGUUAUAAUUUCGUCGACACAAUUGCAAAAUAUGGGCUUCCAGUGCCUAAUAGCGCCGUUAACAUUACCCAAGUAAACGACGACUUUGAUUUGUGGGACGAUUAUGAUACACUUUCCAGCGAAGUAUACGAGAACGCAUACUGGUACUUGAAUCGUAAAGAUUCCUGGAAUGCGACGGAAAGGCAGCACGGUUUGCAAAAAAUCGAGGACAAUAUCAACUCUUGGGCCAACUAUUGUUUUCCUCACAACGCAAGUUAUGACAGCCUUGGCACGACGCUGGUUUUUCCGGCGUAUAAUGACACUCAAUAUAAUCUCUACGAUAAGCUUUAUGAUGCCUAUUCAAGCCUGUGGAAAAGUUACAGCAAUGUCUAUUAUGCUAUCUUGGGCGAUUAUAUGGGAGUCGGAAUAGAUGUAAAAUGCAAAGACGACAUAUCAAAUGCGAUAGCCGGGAGGAGCAUCUAUGACCAGACUGGAGCGAAUGCCGCGACGACCUUGAUGGGAAUUAUCCCCGCACUUCUUACAUUUGGCAACCUGUAUGUCGCUCGCAGCUCGGAGGCUUUUGGCACCAGCUUUCUCGUUGGUGCGAUAUCCGCUCUCUUCAGCCUAGGUCUACCCGUCAGAAGUAUAAGUGGUGUUUCGAGGAAACAAACAAUUUCCCUAGCAAGCUUUGACUACAUUGCUCAAUCGGCUAUAGAAGCUUUAGGAAAGCUGCGAAAGCGAGAAAAGGAUGGCUCGCACUUUAAAGCCAAGAACCGAGCCUCCCUGGAAGAAUUCCAGUCUUACGCGCCGCGCUGGGAUAAGAAGCACUCGAACCAAAAGGAAUUGGAGACUGGCAAGUCGUUUGCGAGUAUACGGCACCAAGCCAAAGAUAAGUGGAGGCGGAGAGCUCAUCUCUGGCGAAUUCCUGCGUUCUUGGUUGCCGGCGUACAAAUUGUCAUCUUUCUUUUCGCUGUUGGUCCGCUUUUUAUGGGAUGGGGCACGUCGAUGCUGAUAUUCGACUGUAAAAAUUACUGGACAUCCCUGUGGCUGCUUCUCUCUGCCGCAAUCAGCGCCCUGUUCCGCUUCGUCAUGUGGGAAAAGGGCCACCACGAAAGGGCUAAAGUCUUCUCCCUAUCACGACGAUCCGUUGACGAAUUGCGACACCUCUGUCGUGUAUCAGCAUGCUACCAAGCCGAUUGGGGGUACAAGAGAGGCACGACCGAGACCGAGAUGCCACCACUCUACCCACCAUUUCUUCUCCGUUGCCAACAAAUCUGGUUCAACCUGGUGGGCAAUAAACUCUAUGCGCUGCUAUCAAGCGUUGUUGGGGGUGCGGAAAGACUUAUCAAACGACUCGCCGGCGUCAAAUCCCCAUCAUCAUCAUCAACUCCUUCAAAUUACGGCGACGACAACAAUAAUAUCAACUGGGAUCUCAAAAACCAAAAAGAUACUUCACUCUUGAAGUACUGGAAAAGUCUGGCCAGACUCGUUCUCAUCCGCCUAAUCUACCUUGUCACGCAUGUCCGAGAACUGCUUCUAGCCGGCUUCCUACGCGCCAGCGCAGAAGACUCGGCACGUCGGUGGCGCCCCCUUGUGAUCCUCUUACACUUGUCGACCACGGGCCGAAACCCACUAGUCACCCUCUUCACCGGCGCAGUCGAAGGUGUUAUUCUCGUUGUGCUCACCUUCUUCUUCAGCGCGCAGUGGGGCGGCAAUCUCGUCGUUACAUUCUACUCCAUGGUUGUCCUCCUCGUCGCAGUCACCAUCGGCCGAGCCCUUGGCAUCUGGUACGUCUGGCGCAGCGCCAAGGAGUUUGGCCUCCACGUCAUCGAAUGCGAGAGCACCAUGCAGAUUCGCGGCUGCCUGCGCAUCCUGUGUAGCAUGAAAGACGUCCUCGUCUAUGUCAAUGGCGCCUGGUUCUUUGAAGGAUACAGAGUCGACAUCGCAGAGGGCUGGCUUGAGUGGGAACGAGAGUAUAAUCGAGGAACAUAUGAUUAUCCGCUAGAACCAACUCUUGAAGAGGCCGGCAAUGAUCCACGGACCAGAAUUGGCAUUCAGACUCAGACUCAGGGUCUGGGUCUGAGUUACGGUCAGGUUCAAGGCCAGGAUGCCAGUAAGGCCGUAUCAACAACUGCCGCGCCAGUGCCUGUGCACCAUGAUCAUGACCAUAUUCAUGAUCCAGAGACGGAUACCGAACGGGGGUCAAAUGCAACUAGCGCCUCGACAUCGGUGUAAAUCAUGCCGCGAUGUUACCUUUAAAAGAUGUACCUAAAUAUUAUUCAUGUAGCAAUAUUUAUGAGCUUGACGGAC